AUGGCUAUUCAAAAAUCAAACAAGUAUCGUCGCGUAAAAGGCCCAAUAGAAAUUAGUCAAUUAUUCAAUGAAUUACCAGUCUUAGACUCAACACACAUCAAUGCAGCUUUUGAAAUUUUUGAAAAUGAAUCCAGUGGAAUAAUCUUUUUCAUAGGAAAAUCAUGGUAUCACUUCGCUUCAAGUAAUGUAGCUCAAUUGAAUCGUAGAUACACACUGAGUGAUGUAGGUCUACCAACUUCUUUAGAGAGAAUCGAUGCAGUGCUGAGAAUUGAUAGCCCAAAUGUAAAGGCAAUAUACUUUUUCAGUGGAAUGGACUUUUGGGAAUUCGAUGAGAAUACGCGCAAAGUCAAAAUGAUUCAGCCGCAGAAUAUUAAUACACAUUGGCAGGGAAUUUCACGUGUAAAUGAAGCAUUCCAAGACAAAAAUCGAAUGAUAUAUUUUUUGAAAGAAAAUAUGUUCAUUGAAUUUGAUAGUGCGGGGAAGCGUACGACGAAGAAAAAGCCAAUUUCGAUCAGACGAUGGGCUGACGGAUGUCCCAAAGAGUCAAUACCAAACUCGAAUAAAGUUGAAGAAACUACAAAAGACAACCAAAGAAAAAUACCAAAUGAUGUUGCAAAUACGCAAGAUGAACGAAAAAAUCAACAAGAGCAACAGGACAAAAACACCACAACAACUAUCCCGAAUAAUAGUUCUUUGGAAAUCGCAACAAACAACAAAAUUCUUCUAUUGCAUUUGAUCACUUUAACUCUAUUGAAUCUAUGCCAUAACGUAUUGUAGAUUAAAUAGAACCGACUGAGCAAAGCGGACACAUAACUGUAAUAGAUAAAAAAAUCAAUAAACUUUAAAAUUUACUGUAGUCAUUGUGUACUUAUUUUGGAUUUAAAUUCAUCUGCGUACAGUGGAACGCACUUUUGAUUGCGAGUAAUUAAAAUAGCAAAUAAAAAAACUUCUUUCGAAGUAUUUGUCAUCGAAUAAAAAAUAAAAAGAAUUACAGUCAUGGACAGGAUUGUUUAUACGCCUAUAAAUUUUAGGUUUUCUUUUUUUCUAUAAAUGUUUUUUCUCAAAUGUCAUAUAUCAAUAGAAAGUUCAAUAAAAAUU
Molecule: messenger RNA, 1098 nt
Organism: Sitodiplosis mosellana (orange wheat blossom midge)
Lineage: Eukaryota; Metazoa; Arthropoda; Insecta; Diptera; Cecidomyiidae
Product: 72 kDa type IV collagenase-like
Exons: 5
Coding region: 1-777 (258 amino acids)
Source: RefSeq, a predicted model, not a curated record